AUGCCAUCUGCACGCCCGGAAGUACCGACAGAAGCAUGGAUCACGUUGGCAACGAACGACACCUAUGCAAUGGGAGCCUUAGUGCUGGGUCAUACGCUGCGACGCGUGAAAACGAAAAGAGCAACUGUUGUGAUGGUUACCCCACAGGUGUCGCCCAACAUGCGAGAUAUUUUGGCUGACGUUUAUCACGAAGUAAAGGAAGUUAAUGUGCUGGACAGCAACGAUCAAAGCAACUUGGCACUAAUUGAAAGGACCGAUCUUGGAGUAACAUUUACCAAACUGCAUUGCUGGCGACUGACUCAGUUUUCUAAGGGAGUCUUCCUUGAUGCGGAUACCAUGGUGAUGCAGAAUUGUGAUGAGCUGUUUGAGCACGAUGAGCUUUCAGCAGCUCCGGACUGUGGUUGGCCCGAUUGUUUCAACUCUGGAGUGUUUGUUUUCAAGCCGAGCGAAGAAACGUACCAGAGUUUGCUGAACUUCGCGCUCACUCACGGCAGCUUUGACGGUGGCGACCAAGGCCUCUUAAAUUCGUACUUCCACGACUGGGCUAGGAAGGACAUCGAGAAACAUCUCCCGUUCGUGUACAACAUGGUUGCUACUGCGACCUACUCCUAUUUGCCUGCAGUCAAACAAUUUGGCAAGGAUGUGAAGAUCGUGCAUUUCUUGGGAGCGACGAAACCCUGGAUGCAUCAAUACGACCCGGUUUCUGGGAAUGUAACCAUCUCUGGACCUGCCCAUGAGCACGUUCACAGCUAUCUGAAGCAGUGGUGGGACUUAUUCAGUUCCGAAUUCCUUCAUCGGAUGUCCGGCGAUUACGUCUCAGGCAGCUUCAUUUGCUAUAAAGCGCCUACUCCUAAUAAAACAGCUACUCCACUGCAA
Notodromas monacha is the source of this 876-nucleotide messenger RNA. The record is from the annotation of a GenBank genome assembly. NCBI's taxonomy places the organism in Eukaryota, Metazoa, Arthropoda, Ostracoda, Podocopida, Cyprididae.